Molecule: messenger RNA, 2328 nt
Organism: Melanaphis sacchari
Lineage: Eukaryota; Metazoa; Arthropoda; Insecta; Hemiptera; Aphididae
Gene: LBR
Product: delta(14)-sterol reductase
Exons: 9
Coding region: 323-1993 (556 amino acids)
Biological process (GO): sterol biosynthetic process
Cellular component (GO): nuclear inner membrane; endoplasmic reticulum membrane
Molecular function (GO): oxidoreductase activity, acting on the CH-CH group of donors, NAD or NADP as acceptor
Source: RefSeq, a predicted model, not a curated record
UUUAUAACGUAUGGAUGUACAACAAACAAGCUAACAGACAAACAAACCAGCCUCUCAUGGAACGUAAACAUAACAGAUUCGAAAAAUACACCAAUAGCGUGCGCCGGCGCGGCGUCACUAACGUUGUUUACCUUCGGGUUUGACCGUUUUCAUGAUAAUCUGAUCAGUUGAAAAUUUAAUAUUCCCUCGUUUUCGUUUUUGCCGCGUUUUGAGAGUUUUAAUUUUUAACUCGAUCAAGUGAGUUCGAGGCCGGUCGCGCAGUACUAACAGCUUUAACGAAAACGUGUUAUUCUUUGAACAUUGAACUACAUAGAUAAUCACAAUGACGUUGACUAGAAGAUCAAGAAAAGAAGGGGUUGCUUCACCCAGCGAUACUGGCACAUCCUCAAUGUCUAAAAGGUCAGCUACACCAUCAAAAACUAAAAAACCAGCGACUCCUCGUCGUAGUAAAAGUAGAUCCAUAGAGAGGAGGAUUAGAACUCGAUCCAGAUCAGCUAAUAAGAAUAUAAGACUUCCGCAUGUUGUCGUAGAACGUUUGGAAACUAAAAAAGAAACUCCAAUUGUUAAAAAGAAAGAUGUUAAAAGUAAAAAGUCUGUUGAACCUGUUGCUUCAACAUCAAGAAAGAGCCCUACGCCCGUAAAAGAAGUUGUUAACUCUACAAAUAAUUCUGUUACAGAUAUCAUGAGUGACAGAAUGUCUACCACAUCAUCAAAAUUAGAUUACAAUGAAGAAUCUGAUGAUGAAUCUCAGUUAAUUAAUAAUACAAAAUACAAGCCUUAUCCAGAAGAAUUUGGAGGAUUAUUUGGCAAUAUAAUAUUAACCAUAUCAUUGCCGUUAUUGGUUAUCCUUGCAAAAAUUGCUAUAAAAACUAAAGGUAAUUUGAUACCUUUUCCUCGAGGUUAUCUGAGAUUAGCUAACUAUUAUGAUCAAGAUGUUUUUAUAUGGACAGCUGCUAUUGUAUUACUUCAAUUGUUAAUAUCACUUGUACCUUUGGCUAAAAAAUCUAAAGCAUUAGUGGAUGAUAAUUUAACAUUCAACUAUUAUAGGUUUUCAGGAUUCAUCAAUUUUAUUAUUGCUGCUUUGAUUGUUUUGGCUAUGGAUUAUUUCAAGUGUCCAAUAAAUUUUAUUCUAGAAAUAGUGACUAAAAAGACUGUACCUCAUAUUGUAGCAUCAGUAUUAUUUACAUUUAUCAUUUCUAUAAUUUUGUAUAUUAAAAGAAAGUCCACAAAUCAAAUUAAUAAAUUUGAUUCUUUUAAUAUUAUACAAAAAUUAUUUAUUGGAACAACAACUAAUCCUACACUGGGGUCUAUUAAUGUUAAAUUGGCUUUUUACAGAUAUUCUAUAUUAAUGACCAUUUUAUUCAAUUCUCUUGUGAUAAACGAAUCUUUGAAAAAUGCAGUUAACAUUAAUCUUUAUUUUGUUGCUGGAUUGCAAAUAAUUUAUGCUUUAGAUAAGUUGGUUUUUGAAUAUAAUUUAUUGACAUCAUUUUAUUUACAAAAAGAAAGAGAUGGAUAUUGGAAUAUUAUGCAACAAUUUUUACAACCAAUUAUCAAUUUUUUACCUAUUCAAAUUUUACUUUCAAACAAUUUACCUGUCAAUUACAUCAUUAUAAGUAUUUCAUCAAUUAUCUUUUUAUUCGGUUUUAUUUGUCAACGUUAUAGUGAUUUUACUAAGUAUCAGCAUGAAGUAAACUCAAUAUCUGUUUAUAGGCCUUCAACUGCAAGAAUUAUUGUUGAUGGUUUUUGGUCAUACGUGAGAUAUCCCAAUUACUUAGGAACCAUGAUUGUACAUUUAGCUUUAAUAUUACCAGUAAUUGAACCUAAUCUUAGCAGUUUACAAGCAUCUUGGCCAGUACUUUUAUAUCCAUUGUAUUAUAUAGUUACUUUGUCCCAUAAAUGUGUGCGUAUUUCUACUUUAUCCUGUUUACAAUAUGGUAAUACAUGGGAUCGUCAAUAUACAGUGAAGUGGAAUUUGAUACCAAAAAUAUUUUAAAUUUAUUAAUUUUCCAUUAAUAAAUCAUUUAUGCCUUAAAAUUAAUGUUAAACUUUAAGUUUAUUUUAUUUUGUUUUUAUUAGUUUACUUGAUUUAUUGAUUAUGUCUCUGUAAUUGAAGGAAUCUUCAAAUUUUAAUUCUAAUUCCAUUUAUUAAUGUUAAGACUUAAUUAUUAAACUAAUAUAUAUUAUUUAUAUUACUAUGAUUAUUUUUUUAUAUAAGUAUUAGGUACUUUAAAAAGAAGUAAAUUGACUAAUGCCAUAUUGUAUAAAAACUACUUAAUUCAGUAUAUAUUGUAUACAAUAAUAUAUCAAUUACAUUUUUAAUUAUUUUAA